This is a messenger RNA of Auxenochlorella protothecoides, 990 nucleotides long. RefSeq lists its product as hypothetical. NCBI's taxonomy places the organism in Eukaryota, Viridiplantae, Chlorophyta, Trebouxiophyceae, Chlorellales, Chlorellaceae. The transcript is spliced from 7 exons. The record is from RefSeq and is a predicted model, not a curated record. The coding region runs from base 1 to 990 and encodes 329 amino acids.
AUGCGCAAAAGGACGAGGGCAUCCCCAAUAGGCGGCGGGGCCUUGGAAAGGCUCGACGGGCGGCGCUGGCCAAGCGCAAGGAGGCCGCAGAGAGAGUCGACGGCAGCCCCGCCCCAGAAACCGACGCCACAGCGGCACAUCGCGCGGCUGUUCAGCCUCCUGUCCUACAAGCAGGGCCUGGAGGCGGUGCACAUUCCUGGCACUUUGACGACGCUGCUGGCGCUGCUUCAGCGUCAUGAGAAAUACAACAAGGACAACAUUGAGAAGUUGACGGGGCUGCAGCUGCCCACUGAGAGGGAGUGGAAUAUGUACACGGCGGUUGAGGUGCUGAAAGUCCUCAACCUCGAGAAGGUCUGUGCCACUGACGGCACAAAGAUCACCGCCAAGAAACGCAGGGCGAUCGAAACCCGCCUCCACAGCAAACUGGAGGAGUUCGAGGUGGAGGGCUGCGGCUUGUACUCGGCGGGGCACUGGCGGACCAACGGCUACAGCGUCUCGGUGACCCUGCGGCGGCAGAGAGGACCUCCCCGGCCCGGCGACCCCCCACCCCGCCCCCCCGACACCCCAAAGACCAGCGGCAAACGCGACCGCAGCCGGGCGCCCUUGGGCGCCCCAAAGGGCAGGGGAAUCGCCGACGAAUACUACCGGCAGGACCCCCCUCCAGACGAUGCCAGGAUAGACAAGUACGUCGGCAUCGACCCCGGGCGGACCAAGAUGUGCCCAACCCACAAGACAGCCAGCACAGAGGUCCUUUUAUUGCGGGUUGCGUGGAUCAUUCCCUACCAGCGACGGGGCCUGGCCUGGCGCAUCUACAAGAAGCCCUUCCGCAAGCAGCGGCACCAUGCCUACGUCGGCAGGGAGCGGGCCAUCAAUUGGCAGGCAGAGCAGUUCCACGCCCCCCCGCGCAUGACUACCAUCGUCUGCGACGGCGUGGAGGAGCGGAUAGAGAUGUGGGACACCAAGCGGUGCAACCAACUGCGCCAGCGGUAA